This is a messenger RNA of Nothoprocta perdicaria, 3932 nucleotides long. It is a transcript of the gene CAMKK2, whose product is annotated as calcium/calmodulin dependent protein kinase kinase 2. The coding region runs from base 1 to 1416 and encodes 471 amino acids. Gene Ontology annotation, molecular function: ATP binding; protein kinase activity. The record is from RefSeq and is a predicted model, not a curated record. The transcript has 17 exons. Lineage: Eukaryota; Metazoa; Chordata; Aves; Tinamiformes; Tinamidae. Gene Ontology annotation, biological process: activation of protein kinase activity; CAMKK-AMPK signaling cascade; protein phosphorylation.
AUGGAGGAGCCGCGCGCCGGCCUCGGCCUCUCGGCCGCCGCCGCCGAGCGCUUCAUCUACCCGUCGCUGCCCUACUCGCCCGUGACGUCCCCGCACGCGUCACCGCGCCUGCCGCGCCGCCCCACUGUCGAGUCCAACCGCGUCUCCAUCACCGGCUUGCAGGACUGUGUGCAGCUCAACCAGUACAAGCUCAAGGAUGAGAUCGGGAAGGGCUCCUACGGCGUGGUGAAGCUGGCCUACAACGAGGACGAUAACACCUACUAUGCAAUGAAGGUGCUCUCCAAGAAGAAGCUGAUGCGGCAAGCGGGCUUCCCCCGCCGCCCGCCGCCCCGCGGCGCCAGGGCCGCCCCCGAGGGCUGCGUGCAGCGCAAGGGGCCCAUCGAGCAGGUCUACCAGGAGAUCGCCAUCCUGAAGAAGCUGGACCACCCCAACGUGGUGAAGCUGGUGGAGGUGCUGGAUGACCCUGGYGAGGACCACCUGUACAUGGUGUUUGAACUGGUGAAGCAGGGGCCCGUGAUGGAGAUCCCCACCCUGAAACCUCUCUCCGAAGAUAAGGCUCGCUUCUACUUCCAGGAUCUCAUCAAGGGCAUUGAAUACUUGCACUACCAGAAGAUCAUCCACCGGGACAUUAAACCCUCCAACCUCCUCGUCGGCGAGGACGGGCACGUCAAGAUCGCCGACUUCGGCGUGAGCAAYGAGUUUAAGGGCACGGAUGCCCUCCUCACCAACACGGUGGGCACGCCGGCGUUCAUGGCGCCCGAGACGCUCUCGGAAACCCGGAAAAUCUUCUCUGGGAAGGCUCUGGAUGUCUGGGCCAUGGGCAUCACGCUCUACUGCUUCGUGUUCGGGCAGUGUCCUUUUAUGGAUGAGAGGAUCCUGAGUUUGCACAAYAAAAUCAAGACCCAGACCUUGGAGUUCCCAGACCAGCCAGAAGUUACGGACUUCUUGAAGGACCUGAUUACACGGAUGCUGGAUAAAAACCCCGAAUCGAGGAUUUCGGUCCCAGAAAUCAAGGAAAGUACUGUGCAACAGCCUUUCGCAGGAGAUUUCGGGUCCCCUGCCCCUGCCGGACCCUGGAAGGGGCGAGAAGCUGAGAAAAUGGAGACAAAGUUGCACCCUUGGGCCACCAAGAACGGCGUGGAGCUGCUGCCCACGGAGGACGAGAACUGCACGCUGGUGGAGGUCACGGAGGAGGAGGUGGAGAACUCGGUCAAGCACAUCCCCAGCCUGGCCACCGUGAUCCUGGUUAAAACGAUGAUCAGGAAGCGAUCGUUCGGGAACCCCUUCGAGGGCAGCAAGCGGGAGGAGCGGUCGCUGUCCGCGCCGGGGAACUUGCUGCCCAGGAAGCAAGGCAGCGAAGAUCACGUGAAAUGCAACGACCUGCCCAACGUGGGUGAGGACGAAGCUCUGUCGUGAGCGGCGCCGUGGCGGGGUCUGUUGGGCAGCGUGGUCGGGGGCACYGUGCCCAGCGUGCAGCCGAGGCCGCCGACAGAGCCUCCUCCAAACGCAGCAUGACGUGGCGCUAUUUCCGUGCCGUGCUGGACGUAGAGCUUACGUAGCAGCAUGUUGCAAGACAUCCGACUACAGUACUUGUCAUAAACAUUGAACAUCUCCGACCGCUUGGACUGCUGACCCCUUAUGGUGGGAAAGGUGCUGGCGGAGACGCGACGGGAGCUACGUGUUGAGCAGCAACAGAGCUUUGCAAAAAAAAAAAAGACAAAAGCAGACAAACAAGGUGCGGUUGAGACUGCUUUUACGUGGUUUUAAUGCCAAAUAAUUUAUAGGGACUCUUGCCAGGGUCCUAGGGGGAUUUUUAUGCCUACCUUGUACUCCGUGGKCAUACACAGAAGUGUGAAGCUUUUGCAAAGUGGCAUACACAACAGUAAAACUACACUUAUGCACUUUGAGAGUUCACAACCUCCCAGAAAUGUUGCAUCUUCUCUCGUUGUUCUGUUUUGUUUUGAAUCAACAUGUUUUUAACUGCAUGGGAACAAAGCAAAAAAAAAAAAAGAAAAAAAGACAGAAAGACAGACACCUCUUCAGCUUUUUAAAGAAUGCCUAUCUUUGUGAGCCAGCUUGUAUUCAAUAGCAUCUUUGGCACGUUCAGAAAGUAAUGCUAGUUACAGUGUUAGAGGAUGCCACUUUCUUAAGGUCUUGAUGUUGGUAGGACUAGAGGUUCACAAGUUAAGUAUUCAGUGUACAAAAGUAAAAGGUAUUUAAGGGCUUAAGUUCAGUCUGAACUUUUUUUGCUGCAGGCAUGUGAGUGAACGGGGGUAUUUAGCUGAUUGCUUGACUGAACAGCAGAAGAAGCACUAACAAAAGUUUGUUUCUAAAUCUUUUACUUGAUCUAGAUACAUAUAUUGUUAAAUAUAAAAUUCAGGGUAAAAAUCCUUCACUUCCAUGUACAUUACAUGGUUUACUACAAUUAAAAAUAAUACAAUACUUAUGCUAUUUUUUAAGUAUAGAUUUAGAGCUUGCUUAGAAUUUAAGAUCCUAAUGAAUUAUGUAGAUUAGCUAGUAAUUUUCAAAGAAAACUUUUCUUUUCCAGACUCUUAAUUUGUAUUUUUUGGGGCCAACACUAUGUGUUUUUUGCAAGUUCGUUACCAGUAGUUUGUGAAUGCCUGUGGAUCAAGGGCUUGCUAGCUGAGCUUAGUAAAUUAAGUGUAUACCUAUUACAUGGCUUGUUUCUUAUGAAGAACUGAAGAGCUCUUUCAGCUUCAGUCAGAUUACUCUGAUUAAUUUGUGGUGCUUGUAAAACCUCAGUGACAUGUGUCAGGAUAGACUCUGGCUUCAAAACUCGUGUGGUGGAUGCAGGAAGUGCAGUUAGGGAUGGAGGGAAGGAGAAGGUCUGGCUGCUUCUCUCGGACCAGAAGAGGUUUGUGGUUUAGGGGCAGUACUUUGGAGUUUGAAGCCAGGAAGCACACAGUUUUCCUCCCAGUUUGGUCUGAGGCUAUGCCAAAGCUCUGCACCUUCAGGUACAGGAAAGCAAACAGGUAAYGGAUGUCAGCACUGCUACUGCUGCAAACUUCCCCAACCCACCCCCUGAAAGAGGGCUUUUUAUUGUGGUGAUGUUGUUGUGUGUGAUUUCAAUCAAAUAACUGAUUGAAAAUGCUCGGUUUGGUUCUGUAGCCUUGUAAAUGGACUUGUUCUGGUGGUGGUGGGAAAUCUGACUGCUUGUAGGCAUUGCAGAGUAAUGUGUGUGGCAUGUUUUUUAUUAUAAGUGAGCUGUAGAGAUGCUUAGUGCUGAAUAUCUCAUUUUUUUUGUGAAUUGGCAAGUGCCUAGCGCAAUAGUUUAACUUGGCAAACAGGCUUGCUAGGUACAAUGCAGCUUCUAAACAAAAUAACCUAUCCCAGUUCCUGAAUGCCCAGCCACAGGGAUACUGGGCUUCAGCUAUAGCACAGAUCGGUGCCCAAGGCCAGGGCGCAGGCCUCGGUUAGGAAACAUUUGAAAGCUCAGCACUUCCUUAAAACUCACCUCAAAAAUGACUGUCUGUUAGUGUCAGCUCCAGUAAGGCUGCAGCCAAAUGCACGUUUCUGAUCAAAAUUUGAUGUAGAUUUCCUCGUUGAUUAGUUCUGUUGAAAGUAUAAACCCUUGGAUGUGUGAGAAAGAUAUYUUAUCUAAAUGCAUGACCUGUUAGAGAAGCUGUACUGUAUAUACAAAUCUGCUCAGUUCUGUAUCUGCUGUUUAGUAGUCAAGCAAUUUUGUUUUGUUUUUCCCUUAAAGUUUUGCUUGUGCCUUGAAAUUGGGUUACAGCUUGAUUUUCCCCAAUUCCCUUCCUUUUAAGCAAGACCAGUGCUGACUGAAUGGUUGCUGCUGGAUACUCAGCCUUUUUUGGCUCUGAAAGCACAUGGGAAAGUGCUAUGGGGAAACCAGGCCUCUCGAGUAGAUUUUUCUCCCCUGUUACCUAUCAGGCAAUUGACCUAUUUCUUUU